AUGGUUCGCCACCUGCUGGUCACGGGCGCCCCGGGGGUGGGCAAGUCGACGCUCGUGAGCGCUGUGGUGGACGGGCUGCGCGCCAGGCACGAUCUGAGGGCGCUGGCGGGCGGCUUCGUCACGGAGGAGGUCCGCGGGCCUCGAGGCCGGACGGGAUUCGACGUGAUGACGCUGGCGGGCGAGCGGGGCGUGCUGGCGCGAGUUGCGAGGGGAGACCAGGGAGGCCCGUUUGUUGGCAAAUAUGCUGUUGACGUGCCUUCAUUUGAGAGGGUGGCUCUGCCGGCGCUGACGAUCCGACCUGGCAUCAAGCUCAUGGUGGUUGACGAGAUCGGAAAGAUGGAAGUUUUCUCAGGAAAGUUCUGCCGUGCAGUGGAGGCGGCGAUGGACGGUGGGCCGCUUGUACUUGGGGUGGUUCCUCUGCCUGGGCGCCGCCCGGUUGUGUUGGCCGAGGCCUUGAAGGCUCGUGAAGAUGUGGAUGUCUUCUGUUUGACACGACAAAACAGAGACGAAGCUGUCAGUCGUUUGUGCAGCAGGAUCGCAGACCAACUGGACGAAAUGUUGGCUGAGUAG
Molecule: messenger RNA, 570 nt
Organism: Ostreobium quekettii
Lineage: Eukaryota; Viridiplantae; Chlorophyta; Ulvophyceae; Bryopsidales; Ostreobiaceae
Source: the annotation of a GenBank genome assembly